AUGGAAGUUGAAAAAGAAGGAGGACAAGUACGAAAGUUGCAAGAUGCACUGAUAGAUUUGAGUAAAAAAGAAGAAGUAGUAGAAAAAUGUAAGGCAGAAGAAGAACUUCUUGAUAGUAUUGAAAGAGAAAAGAAAUUAUCCACAGCUCUAUCCAAUCUUGGGAAUGCAUCAGAAUAUAUUGCAAUACAAAGACAAAAACUGUUAUAUAAUGGUUAUUCAAAAUUACUUCAACCUUCUCCACUUGUUCUCUACCACCCUGUGUUUACAAGUUUUGUGAAUGACUGUGAAACAAUUGAUUUAGAAUUUAAUUCUCAUAUUAUGAUGACACAAUUUAUUGAAGGAAUGACUGAUACUUACAAUAUUGAAGUUGAUUGA
Messenger RNA from Funneliformis caledonium, 375 nucleotides. The record is from the annotation of a GenBank genome assembly. Lineage: Eukaryota; Fungi; Glomeromycota; Glomeromycetes; Glomerales; Glomeraceae.